UGUGAGUUCUCAUCUGUUUCUCUUCAUCGUAGCCACCAAUCAAUACGCAGCGUAAAAGUUGAACUCCAAGAAUGAAUAAAAGCUAAAUUACAAUUUGUAAUUUACAAAUAUCACAAAUAUCAUAAAUAUAUAAAUUAAACCCGGAUUGUUAUCAAACUGUACAUAAUUAAAGUGCAUGGACUUCUACGAAUAAAUACCAACACAUACAUACUGAUAAGGCAAAACAUAAGGUCAUUUUAAAAUAGGGAAAGUUUCUAAAUAUCUGUAUGUACAUACAUAUCUACACAUCUCUCUAUCGGAAAAAAUUUAGUAUGGUUCGAUGCGACCGGACAUUCAAGCAUCUAGUUUGUAAUUAAGACAAAAUUGACAGCGCGGUCUGAACCUGGUCAUGGAGCAGCACCCACCAUCAUCCACCUCUCCCGAGCCCACACACCCCCUCAAAAUCCCCGUCAUCCUCUCCUCCCUCUUCGCUCACGUGACCCUCCCCGACCUAAAAACGGCCCGCCUCGUCUCCAAACUAUGGCACUACGAAGCCACCCACUUUCUCCUGCUAGGUUCCAAAAUCACCAUCGAUUUCAAACCUUACAUAACCUGCGAUAAAACCGCCCGACUAGCCAACCUCGCCUUAAUCUCGUCCCUACCCCACCUUUCCCCCCAGGAAGAAGGCGGAACCGCCCCCACUCUGGAAAUCAAACUACCCCAGUUCAUCACCAACCUCCUCCCAGAACUCCAACUCGACUCUCCAAUAAAACCAUGCGGCGAAUCAAUCGCCAAUGUCGGACACGAAAUCGAAACACUUUUCGACCCAGGUCCAGAAAUCUGGGAAACUUUGAAUUACCCCGAAAUUACGCCGUGGUCACGGAUACACUUCAUCCUGCAAGACGUACAAUUACUCCUUACCUGUAAUUCCCCCCAAUUAAGAGAAGUCAUACUUUUCGCACCGAUAAAUACGGACUCGACGUACGCCCUUUUUCUCGCCGUGCUAAGAAAACUUGGGGUUUUACCGAGAUUAGAAAAACUUGAGGUGACCAUCGUUUUCGGGAUGCCAUUUUUUAACAAACUUUUACUGCAAGAUGUCCCCCCACCCCCGGAAAUGGUUAUCUUCAACUCGAUAAGAACAUUCACAAUAAGUAUUAUCCACGAUCCGAAGUAUUGGACAAGUGCGAAAAUAUUUCUGCAAGGUUGGAUCCCGCACGUCGUGGGGGGAAUGGGGGGACGUCUGAACGAGAUAAUUUUGAAAUUGGGAAGUGACCUGGACACCUUAUUUUUGCACGAUGUGCAGAUUUAUUACCCAAAUUUUUACACGGGAUUAAGAUCGAUUUCGAUUUUACAUUCGAGCAAGGACCUUUUUCAGUGGGUCAGAAAUUUGCCGGGUUUUGUCACCUUGACGAAAUUGGAGGUGGCGACGAGACCGGAAAUGGAGCCAGAUUUGGAGAAGGAUAUAGAAACUUUGUUGAUUCAGCAUUCCGUAACAUUGAAAAGUUUCGAGGUGAGGUUACAUCGGCCAAGGGGGGAGAAGAAUUUGGCGAUAAAGUUGCCAAAAUUAGCACAUUUGGAGAAGUUGCGGAUCAGUAUUGGUGCUGGGAAUGAUGGGACGUGGAGUAAGGACUGGGUGCGAAGGGGGAGGCAGGAUUGUGGGGUGGAAAGUGACAGAACUUCGGCUACCGUGACGUUUUAUUCGGAUCAGGUCAACCAUGGGGUAGAGAUCGCCACAACGCUUCCAAAAUUAGAUUCACUCGGAUUGUGGACAUCCGGACGAAGUGAGCAUGACGAUGCGGACAGUGACGUCGUAACCUUUUCCGAUUUUCCGUUCUUCCAGUCAUUCAUAUCGUUGACCUGUGGUGAUGAAGAUGACCCCGUUUGCCCCACUUUGCGACACUUGUUCAUCCCGCAUAACAGUCUGGUGGGGUUGAGUGGUCGGAUGAAGGGGAGGAUUCGCAGGAUGUUUCCGAACGUGAAUAAUCCCUGGUUGACUGGUAGGACGAAGGGAGGAGGAGACUUUUCGCACAUUUAUGAUAGCAAAUUUUAGACAAUCUUUACACUAUUAGAAAUUCAAUACUAAAAUAAUACCAAGCGGUAUUCAUAAGAAAAAUCGUGUAGUAAUAGCUCGGUAUUAAAGUUUUACCAGUUCGGAAGGAAGUUUUUAGUAAAAACUUUUUACGGACGGGUAUAAUUUUAAUAUCUAUAUAGAAAUCAUGCUUACAUAUGUAACUAUACCAGAGUUCUAACAGUGCACCCCCAAAGUAUAUAUCAGACUGUUAUCAUUAAAAACUCAAUAUUCGGUUUCAGUAAUAAAGUCACAGCUGGUAUUGAUAAUA
Messenger RNA from Folsomia candida, 2318 nucleotides. RefSeq lists its product as uncharacterized. The record is from RefSeq and is a predicted model, not a curated record. Bases 389 to 2029 code for a protein of 546 amino acids. The transcript is spliced from 4 exons. Lineage: Eukaryota; Metazoa; Arthropoda; Collembola; Entomobryomorpha; Isotomidae.